Molecule: messenger RNA, 2472 nt
Organism: Trichobilharzia szidati
Lineage: Eukaryota; Metazoa; Platyhelminthes; Trematoda; Strigeidida; Schistosomatidae
Source: the annotation of a GenBank genome assembly
AUGGAUCGUUAUGAAAAAUUGACAAGAAUAGGUGAAGGCGCCUAUGGUGUUGUAUUUAAAUGUCGUCAUCGGGAUACUGGAGAUAUAGUUGCUAUAAAAAAGUUUACAGAUUCUGAAGAAGAUCCUGUUAUUCAUAGAAUUGCAAUGCGAGAAAUCCGUACACUAAAGCAAUUAAAACAUCCGAAUUUAAUAAAUUUAAUUGAAGUAUUCAAACGUAAACGUCGACUGCAUUUGGUAUUUCAAUACGUUGAUCAUACAUUACUACAUGAAUUAGAAAAACAUCCUAAAGGAUUAGAUCGUCUACAGAUCAAGAAAUUAACCUAUCAGUUAUUACAAGCAGUGAAUUUCUGUCAUGCACAUAAUUGUAUUCAUCGUGAUGUUAAACCAGAAAAUAUACUAAUUACAAAAGCUGGUCAACUGAAGUUAUGCGACUUUGGUUUUGCCAGAUUGCUAACUGGACCAGGCGAUGAAUAUACAGAUUAUGUAGCGACAAGAUGGUACAGAGCACCAGAAUUACUUGUCGGUGAUACACAGUAUGGUACACCAGUUGAUAUUUGGGCUAUUGGAUGUGUAGUGGCUGAAAUGCUUACAGCUUUACCAUUAUGGCCUGGUCGGUCUGAUUUAGAUCAGUUACAUUUGAUUACACGUACACUAGGUGAUCUAGUACCACGUCAUCGGGAAAUCUUUGAGAAAAAUUGCUUUUUCAAAGGUUAUAAACUUAUUGUACCUGAAAAUCGAGAAGAUUUAGAAGAGAAAUUCACCUCGUUACAACCGCCUAUCACUUCAAAAGAAUUAAACUUUUUACAGGCUUGUUUAAGUAUGGAUCCAACAGAAAGACUUAAUAGUGAAGCAUUACUUAAACAUGCAUAUAUGGAAAUGCAUAAUAGACAAUUACAAUAUUAUCAUGGUGAAUUAAAACAAAUAUCUAAUCCUGGAGCUGGAACAGGAACUGCUGCUGCUGGUGGUGGCGGUGGUGGUGGUGAUGGACAUUAUCAUCAUCAACAACAACAUUAUGCUGGAAUAAAAAAGAAACCUGAACGUAAUUUUAUUCAAAAUUCUAAUCAACUGAAAUCAAUAAUGAUAAGUCAAUUAGGUACAAAUACAAAUACAAUAGUACCAAGACGUAAAUACCAACAACAACAACAACAGCAACAGAACCAGCAACAACAACAAACAAAUGAUCGAAAUCAAACAACUGGAACACCGAAAAAUGAGCUACAGUCCAUUUCACCGACAUGUUUUGCUUCAACUAGUAUUACGCCAAGUUUUAAUGCAGGUCGAACAAAUUGGUUUGUACCUGGGAUUGUAGGUCAAGGGUUAUAUAAUUCAUCACAAACAGGAUUACCAGCGCUACCAACCACCAGUCAGCAUAUUCAACCGACAUCGUUGAAUACAACUGCAACAACGACAAUCAAUAAUCCUCAGUCUCUAAUGUUACCAAGUAAUCAAAAAUCAAAUGCUGCUUGGAAAUAUACUAGAACGAAUCAAGUCACUACAAUGCCGAUAAACAACAACAAUAAUAAUACUAUGAAUACAGAUAACAUCAAUUAUGACAAUAAUAAUAAUAAUAACAAUUCAUCCAGUCUAGAUAAUGGACAUGUUUCUACCGGCGUAACUACAACACAAAUGUCUCUUCAUUCAAAUGUCACUGGAAUACACUUACCUAAUAUAUAAUCCAUAUAUAUAUUUUACAUGAUUACCUUUUCUAUUCACACUAUGAAUACAAAAGAUUAGUGUAAAUGUUUCAUUCACAAACACACACACACACUCUCUUUCUCUCUUUAAGUCUCAUUGUCUUUAUCUCAUUUCAAAAAACAUUAUCUUGUUCUAUUCUUUCACCAUUAUCUAAUCAACUUCGAUUUCUGUUUUUUUCAAUUUGAGGGGAGUAUCAUUCAUGAUUAGUCAGUUGAAGUAAGAUUGACUGGCAUUUGCUUUAGUCACAUAAACAUUGAAUGCAUUCUAUUCUUAUUCACUAUACCACUGAGCCCUAUUCAUAAAAACCCAUAAGUCAUCACUAUCAUUAUUACUAUUGUACAUACAAGUGAAUAUACUGGAAUAAGUUAAAUCAAGCAAAUGCAGACACACACACACACACGCGCACAGACACGAAGUGAUGAUGGUUAAAUUAUUCGUUAGUGUGUAUUACGAGAUUACUUACAACCAUCCGCAUUGUGUGUGUCUGUUUCAGUUCAUCAAUGUUAACACAAUCAUCUUCAUCAUCAUCUGUUUUUACAUUGAAGACUAGUCAUAGAGGCAAAUAUAAUAUAUACAUAUAUACAUGUGUGUGUAUCGUAUUGAUUCUCUUCAUUACAUAACUAUUUAAUCGAUAAUAAAAAAAAUGAGUUUAUCAUAAGUGUUUUUACUGUGAACACCUACACAUACUCGUUUGCUCGUAUAAUUUUUAUAAUAGUGCAUACAAUACGGCUUAAUUUCUAGUGAUCUAAAUUAUUCCACAGUCUCUCUCUUUUCAUU